Zerene cesonia (dogface butterfly) is the source of this 1850-nucleotide messenger RNA. RefSeq lists its product as uncharacterized. The coding region runs from base 102 to 1628 and encodes 508 amino acids. Gene Ontology annotation, molecular function: translation activator activity. NCBI's taxonomy places the organism in Eukaryota, Metazoa, Arthropoda, Insecta, Lepidoptera, Pieridae. The record is from RefSeq and is a predicted model, not a curated record. Gene Ontology annotation, biological process: regulation of translational initiation. The transcript has 9 exons.
CACUAACGUUGCUAAUAUGGAAGUGAAAUGCUUGACAACCGCUACGCGAAACUAGUAGGAAGUAAAUAACAUAAGUGUUUUUAAAUUAAAAACUUGGUACAAUGUCGAGCGGCCGCGGCAGAGGGUACACGGGGCGCCAUCACAUCCGCGAACCGCGGCCCGGCGACCUGGACAAUGACGAUGUGAACGCGGUGCGAACACUGACAGAGCUCAGUCCGAGAUCCACAGAGGCGAAGUUGGACGGCGAUGCGAAAGAGGAGGCGGCGCAAGAGGAGACGGGCGACGAUGAUAGUCUGCACGGCAUGUUGACGGUGGACGAACAGUUCACCCCGUUGUUGACCUUGCUGGAACAAUUCACGCCAGGCGAAGACGGCAUACAGUUUAACAGAAAACUGAGACAGUUUGAGACAACUGUCACAGAACUGUGUCCAGACGAGACCAGGUUACAGCAAGCUUUCGCCACGUUCCGCGCGGCGGCGCUGCAGAGCUCGGUGACGUCGCGCAAGCUCGCCACGGUGGGCGCGGCGUUCACGCGCCAGCAGCGGCAGGGCCUGCUGCGGGCCUCGCUGCUCAACGUGAUGCAGGCCACAUUUACAAAAUUGGAAGUAUUGGAGCGAUCGAAUCCCCUGUACCUUAUAAAUGCAGCGAAUCUGAUGGGAGACUAUUUCGCCGAGGCGCGCCUGUGCAAUGGUAAAAAGGUUCACAUACUGGCCGGGCCGCUGGUUCAUUACAUGCGCGCAUUGCUCGCCAGCGAUGAUAUAAGAGCACACAGGAGUCUGGCGACACAGCUAAUGCAAAACGGUCGAGAACUCCUCUCGAUACUGUCGCAAGAACUGGACGAGCUGUCCAUAUCGAUCCGCCUGCGGCUGCUGACCCCGCCGCCGGUCAGCAUCAUCUGGCUCCUGCUCUCCGCAGACCUGUGCCUGAACAAGUUCCUGCCGCUGCCGAACAGCCUGCAGCAGUUCUAUGCGUCCCACCUGGACCUCACGAGCGAUGAGAGCUUCAGCGAGGUGUCCUACGGCUCGUGGAAGAAGGAUAUUGUCACGGAGAAGGUGCAGCAGAGCGUCUCGCAGAUGAAUCUGGGCCAAGAGGACGAUGCCAAGCCUAAACUGAGGCCGAUAUUGGGGGCUGGUGCCGGACUCUUGAGACAGGAGCAACAGGACUUCGACACGUGGAGCACAAAGAGCAGCCUCACCAAACGCUACGACCUGAACUCGUGGCGGCAAGACGAGAAGGAGGAACCGGCUUUCAACCCCAGCGUCCCACCGCCAAACUACCAGGAGUUUCCGUACAACUACCAGGAGAACUUCUAUUUGCAACAAGGGGACGGAACGUACAUAACACAACAGAAUGUCAACACAAACGUGGAAUACCCGGAGAAGGUGAACAACGAGGUACAAAAAGCCUGCCGGAAAGAUGACAAUGACGACAAAAAAUACAAAUCGAAGGACAGUCUCAACGACGAUGAGAAGUUUCGCUCCGGCUCCCGGAAUUCCUCGCGGCAGAAGCUCAGGCGAAACAGCAGUGAGUCCGCGGACGUGAAACCGAGGAGACAUGUGAGUGACGUGCCCCGUAAUCAUAAGUAUUGGGAUCACGAUGAUCGCUGUGACAAAGAUUACAACAGUUAGUGAUGUGACGAAACGUUUACGAGUGCAGUGCAGUGUUGUUAGUUUCUAUUCAGUGACUGCGGUGACUUAUUGAGGAGUUUUUUGCGGAGGAGGUAUCAUGUUUGGAAAUUGUUCUCGGACGAUAGUGUUUUUGCCGCUCGCUUCAAAGGUUGGGAUCUGAACGAAAGAUGUGGUUGAGAUGUGAGUAGUGGGUCUGAAUCUAUUUUUGGAAUUUAUCAUUUA